Torulaspora globosa is the source of this 1188-nucleotide messenger RNA. It is a transcript of the gene SER1, whose product is annotated as O-phospho-L-serine:2-oxoglutarate transaminase. Gene Ontology annotation, cellular component: cytoplasm. Gene Ontology annotation, molecular function: pyridoxal phosphate binding; O-phospho-L-serine:2-oxoglutarate transaminase activity. The coding region runs from base 1 to 1188 and encodes 395 amino acids. The transcript has a single exon. NCBI's taxonomy places the organism in Eukaryota, Fungi, Ascomycota, Saccharomycetes, Saccharomycetales, Saccharomycetaceae. Gene Ontology annotation, biological process: L-serine biosynthetic process. The record is from RefSeq and is a predicted model, not a curated record.
AUGUCUUUGGAAAGAGAGGAACCACAUCAUUUUGGUGCUGGACCGGCACAAUUGCCUACUCAAGUUUUGCAACAGGCAGCUAGAGAUUUGCUGAACUUCAAUAACCUUGGUUUGGGUGUUGGUGAAAUUUCACAUCGUUCUAAGGACGCUAAGAAAGUGAUUGAAGAUGCUAAGGCGCAUUUGAAGGAAUUGAUGAAUAUCCCAGAUACUCACGAGGUUUUCUUUCUGCAGGGAGGCGGUACCACGGGGUUUUCUUGCACUGCUUCGAACUUGGCAGCCGCUUACGUUGCCAAGACGGGUGAAAUUGCUCCUGCAGGUUACUUGGUGACGGGUUCUUGGUCUCAGAAGGCGUACGAGGAGGCUCGCAGGCUGCAUGUGCCGGCGGAAGUAAUUUUCAACUCUAAGGACUUUAACGACAAGAAAUACGGUAGUAUCCCAUCAGAAAGUGAAUGGAGCGACAGGAUUAAGGGUAAAAAGUUUUCGUAUGUCUACCUGUGCGAAAACGAAACCGUUCAUGGUGUGGAGUGGCCAAAACUACCCGAAUGUAUCACCGCUGAUGAAAAUAUCGAGCUGGUGGCGGACUUGUCCAGUGACAUCUUAUCCCGUGAGAUCGAUGUUUCCCGGUACGCUAUGAUUCUCGCUGGUGCUCAAAAGAAUAUCGGGUUGGCCGGUUUGACGGUUUACAUCAUCAAGAAGACAAUCCUGGAUGAGAUCUCCAAAGUGCACGACGACGAGCUAUAUAAACUUGGUUUGCCCAUCACGCCAAUCGCUUUCCACUUUCCUACCGUGGUCAAGAAUGACUCCGCUUACAACACGAUCCCAAUCUUCACCCUGCACGUAAUGGAUCUCGUGUUUCAAAACUUGCUAAGCAAAGGUGGUGUCCCAGCACAACAGAGGGAGAAUGAGCGGAAGGCUAAGAUCCUUUACGAUGUUUUGGAUCAGUACUCUAAUUUCUACAAUCUCCCAGUGGAAAAAUCGUGCAGAUCGAAGAUGAAUGUUGUUUUCACUUUGAAGAAGGAAGGCUUGGAUGGCAAGUUCCUGCAGGAGGCUGAACAGCGCGGAUUGACCGGGUUGAAAGGUCACCGUUCUGUCGGCGGGUUCAGGGCCUCUAUCUACAACUCUUUGUCCUUGGAAUCUGUCCAAAAACUCGUUACAUUCAUCAAAGAUUUUGCAGAAAGUAAUGCUUAA